This is a messenger RNA of Lodderomyces orthopsilosis Co 90-125, 1197 nucleotides long. RefSeq names its product histone deacetylase (gene HOS1). The transcript has a single exon. The record is from RefSeq and is a predicted model, not a curated record. Bases 1 to 1197 code for a protein of 398 amino acids. Lineage: Eukaryota; Fungi; Ascomycota; Pichiomycetes; Serinales; Debaryomycetaceae.
AUGAACCAUAUUAUCCUCACACAUUCUGAUUUAUUAACUACACUAGCUGACGAACUACCGUGUAACAAACAACGACAGUCAUUUGUUCAAGGUUUACUUCAUGCUUAUAAACUAGAUCAGCAAGUCGAAAUCUUACCAAUUAUUCCCAUCGAAUGGGCAUUAUUGGAACAAUACCAUGACACAGAUUUCAUAAAGGAGUUGCAACGACCUAGAGACGAUCUUGACAAGCAAUCGGAAGAUUACAAAGAGAUUAUGGAGUCUGUAUCUGAAGAAUUUGAAGGUUUGGGUGAUAAGGAAGACGAAUUGCUUGAUGACAGUAAUGAUGAAAAAUACGGACUUGCAUUCGAUUGUUGUCCAUUCCCAUUUAUGCGUUAUUACGUGAAUUUAACUGCUGCUUCUACAAUACAACUAGCAAGAAAAAUAGCGCACAGUUCCAUAGAAAUUGGAUCUGGUAGGGUCAUCGGAAUAAAUUGGUAUGGUGGUAGACACCAUUGUCAUCGCUCUAAAUGCUCAGGUUUUUGCUACAUAAACGACAUCGUUCUUGGAAUAACCACCAUUCGCAAGAUGUUUUCCGGUAAUGUUUUCUAUUUAGAUUUGGAUUUGCAUAAUGGUGAUGGAGUGGCUGAAGCAUUUAAAUAUUCAAAGAAAGUUGCAACUUGUUCGGUGCAUAGAUGUGACGUUGGGUUUUUUCCAGCAGGGUCAGGAAAGUUAGAGGAUUCUGUUUCUGGGAUGUAUAAUGUACCUACAAAGCGAGGUUUGACCGAUGAAGGUAUGUUAUGGAUCCUCCAGAAUGUAGUAUUUCACUUGAUCGAUAAGCAUCAACCGGAGUACUUGGUUGUGCAAUUAGGAUGUGAUGGGCUUAAUACAGACCCUAGUAAUGAGUGGAACAUGACAAUCCAGGGGUAUCUGGAGACAAUACGAUUAUUGAUUGAGAGAGUAAACAUACCAGUUAUGGUGCUAGGUGGUGGAGGUUACAACUACACCGAGGUUGCUAAAUGUUGGACCUAUGUAACUGGUGCAUUGUUGGGUUACAGUGCUGACAAUUUCGACGAAAUUCCUGAGCAUAAACUACUCGACCAUUAUGAAGUCGAUGGUUAUAGAUUCUGGACUGAUUCCAAUCUACAACUGGGUAAAAUGAAGAAUGAAAAUGAUUUGGAAUAUUUGCAAUGUUUGCAGAAGCAUUUGCUAUCUCUAUAA